Molecule: messenger RNA, 246 nt
Organism: Acanthamoeba castellanii str. Neff
Lineage: Eukaryota; Discosea; Longamoebia; Acanthamoebidae
Exons: 3
Coding region: 1-246 (81 amino acids)
Source: RefSeq, a predicted model, not a curated record
AUGGCCGACUUCAAUCCGGCCUUCAAGAUGACCAACGACUCUUUUGCCAGCAAGUGGUUCCAAUUCGGCUCCAUCCCCGCCCGCUCCACGGUCGUCACCUCCGGUCCCACGCAAAUCGGAGCCACGGCUGCAAGCCCUUUCAGCAUGACCUACGCCAACUCGGUCUUCUCCAAACUGGUCGGCAAUGUGGUCGAGGCCAACACCACAUCAGUGCAGUCGGCAGUGGCGGAGGUGACGAUCAGCUGA